Messenger RNA from Oncorhynchus kisutch (coho salmon), 1576 nucleotides. It is a transcript of the gene dcst1, whose product is annotated as DC-STAMP domain containing 1. Gene Ontology annotation, cellular component: membrane. Lineage: Eukaryota; Metazoa; Chordata; Actinopteri; Salmoniformes; Salmonidae. The transcript is spliced from 10 exons. The coding region runs from base 176 to 1471 and encodes 431 amino acids. The record is from RefSeq and is a predicted model, not a curated record.
CAGAUCACACCCUGACCAAACAAAACAUAGAACAUACAAAGCAAACUAUGGUCAGGGUGUGACAUUGAGACUGUAUUAACAUUACUCACCUAUUUUUCUGCAUUGUGCGACAGAUGUGGUGGAGCAGGGGAUAGAGCGCUGUCGGGAGUGGUUUGAGGUCAAGUGGCAGGACUGCAUGGAUGCCAUCAAAGCCCCAGUCAUCAACCACAUCCUGUGUGUGUCCAUGAGAUUCCACUUCCUCUGUGACAUCAUGAGAGUCAUGAAGCCCUGGUGCAGGGAGGAUAUCCCAGUGGAAGGGAACUUUGGGCAAACUUUCGACAAGCUCAACUUCUCCAUUGACGCACUGUCCAGAGAAUUCAGCACUAACGUGGUGCUGCAGGAGGAGGAGCAGCAGUCUGUGUUUGGUGUGUCAGCCCUACGGGAGGAUUUCACAGAGAGUCUGAGUAAAGCCUUCGAGGAGACCAAGGUCAUUAUGGACCAGUUUCUGGGCCUCAUCCAGCUCCUCCUCUCCUGCACCUUCAUCACCAUCUUCACCUCAGCGUUUGGCUAUGCAAGGCAGUAUACACAAGACGUUCGCUUUGACAACAUCUACAUCACCACCUACUUCAGACAGAUUGAUGCCAGGAGAAAGAGAGCAGACAAACGUUAUCUGUUACCUUUGAAGAAAGCUGAGCGGGGCCUUUUCAUCAACCCUCGCAGCCUGUCCAUACAUCCCAGUGAGCUUAAACUAGUGAUGGCGAGCCUGCUGCAGGUAGUCUCUCUGGCUGUGUUUGUCUGUGUGCUACUGGCUGUCGACAUGGUCCUCCACCACAUCUUUGACAUCAUCCGCAGACACACUUUCACAAAGUUCUCCCUCACCAGUAGCCACCACAUAGACAUCAACGUGGGAGGACAGUCCAUGAUGGCCAAGCUCCUGAGGAAGACCAUCGGGGCCUUCAACACCUCCUCUAACCUGGAUAUGCAGUCUAGUAACCAGCACUGUCUGCCCCAGCCGAGGGCUCUCACCAAAGAGGACUACCUGUGGAGUUUCGUGCCCCUCUUGAUGAUGGCGCUGAUGUGCUGCCUGCAGGUGUACAGCAACCGCCUGCGCAGAGUCAUCGCUGCCUUCUACUUCCCCAAGCGGGAGAAGAGGCGCGCUCUGUUCCUUUAUAACCUGCAGAUCCAGAGGCGCAUCUCAUACACCAAAAGGCAACGGACACGACUCAUGCAGCUAGGAACAGGAGAGAAAACAGUGUUGUCUGGUGUGUUGUCUAGACUGGAGAGGCUGGGCUGCAGGCUGCGGUGGUGCUGUGUGUGUGGGGAGAGGCAGAGGGGUGAUCGGGCUGUGGAGUGCACAGUCCCAGGCUGCCAGGCGGCCUACUGUCCCCAGUGCUGGAGGGACCUGGGCAGGAUCUGUUACGCCUGUGUCCCCACUAGUACCUGGGAUCCAAUAGAAAGCUGUUCAGACACAGACAUGUACUAUGUCCAUUAGGGAGACCACCUAAAUCACAUGCAGACACCGUAAAGAUAUUUAGCAUAUUAGCCCAUUACAGGUUUUGGUCCUCAAUCUUCUUCAAUAACAAUAAAAGCAAACUUG